CACAUCUGGCAUCACCGAUUGGCAGCUACAAAAGCAACAAGUUCUCAACAAGUAUUGUUUAUAUCUAUUUUUGUUACCUCACGCACUGGUUGAUAUAAAUAAUUUCUUUAAGUUUUCCUCCUUAAUUAUAUUAUUUUGUAAAUAAUCACAUCAACAAAAUGCGCCAAUUGAAGGGAAAAGUUAAGGAAACACGCAAACAGCGUAAAGAACGUAAAUUGGAAAACAUGGAAAUACACAAUCAAAUGAAAACUGUGGUCUUACCCAUUUUGGGUGUUUUGGUCUUUGUUAUUGUGGCAUUUGUCUAUGUUAAAACCCGGCCUUCUGUAAUGGCCUAAACGAAAAGAAACUUCCCUCCUUAGUUGGACAGUGGCGCAAUAGUUCAAUGAACUCUUUAUAUGGAUAUAAAAUGAAAUAUUUAUUAUUGUUAUUAGAU
Molecule: messenger RNA, 433 nt
Organism: Lucilia sericata (common green bottle fly)
Lineage: Eukaryota; Metazoa; Arthropoda; Insecta; Diptera; Calliphoridae
Product: single-pass membrane and coiled-coil domain-containing protein 4 homolog
Exons: 2
Coding region: 159-335 (58 amino acids)
Source: RefSeq, a predicted model, not a curated record